Messenger RNA from Rubroshorea leprosula, 336 nucleotides. Lineage: Eukaryota; Viridiplantae; Streptophyta; Magnoliopsida; Malvales; Dipterocarpaceae. The record is from the annotation of a GenBank genome assembly.
AUAACAGAGGAUUUCCAAGGAUGGUUGUUGGCUCUACGAGGGAACUCAACACGAGACUCAUUCAUGCUGCAAAGAACGCUAAACGAAUUUCUGAGUUUGCUGCUGCAGUUGUCAUUCUUCCUGCAGCGUCGAACUCUUUCUUUGGGAAGAAGGCACUGCUGAAAGAUUUGGAAGUGCUACCACUUUGGCUCCGCCGAUUGGAGUCAUUUGGUGCUGUUGCUACUGUUGAGAUCGAAUUGAAGCUGGAUGCAAACAUAGGAGCUGAUAUCAUGGCUGGAGUAGGCGGUGUGACACGUGCUACAGGUGGUGUGUAAGAAAUAAUUAUACUACAUUGAA